UAUCUGAAUCAGAACCAGGAAGCAGAGUGUCUGUCUUCUAUUGCUGUGGCCAGAUGGAUCAGACCAAGCUUGAAAGGCUGGCGUUGGGAGUGGCUAGAGAUUAUGUGUGGAUUGAAGGGAUUUCUUUCCCCACAACUAUCACUGGAGACCUCAAAUCUUUGCGGGAUGAGUUUGUGGCAAAGGAUGAGGAUGUCAUCGUAAUCUCUUACCCGAAGUCAGGAACCAACUGGAUAAAGGAGAUUAUCAAUCUGGUCCGCACCAGGGGAGAUCCCAGCUGGGUGCAGUCUGUGGUCAGCUGGGAACGUUCACCGUGGCUAGAAACCUCUUUUGGGCUUGAACUUAUCAAGAAGCAGAAAGACGCACGCUUCUACAUCUCCCACCUCCCCAUGCAAUUCUUCCCCAAGACAUUCUUCAAGUCCAAGGCCAAGUGUGUCUACAUUGUGAGAAACCCCAGAGAUAUUCUUGUUUCCGGUUAUCAUUUCUGGAAAGCGGUGAAGGCCACCAAAAAUCCAGACUCAUUUGAAGGAUAUUUUGAAUGGUUCCUUCAAGGAAAUGUGCCAUUCGGCUCAUGGUUUGACCAUGUUGGUGGCUGGCUUCAGAUGAGAGGAAAAGAGAAUUUCCUAUUAAUAUCAUAUGAGGAGCUGCAUCAGGACAUCCGAGCCAGUGUGGAGAAGAUCAGCCAGUUCUUGGGCACCAAGCUAAGCCCAGAACAACUGGACUCCGUCCUCAAGAACGUGACCUUCCAGGCCAUGAAAGACAAUAACAUGAGCAAUUUCUCUCUACUCCCUGAUACCGUUAUGGAUCACAGCAAAGCCUGUCUUAUGAGAAAAGGAAUGGUUGGGGACUGGGAAAAUCACUUCACGGUGGCCCAGAGCGAAGCCUUCGAUAAAGUUUACCAAGAGAAGAUGGCCGGGCUCCCCCCAGGCCUCUUCCCGUGGGAGUAACGGCCGCACGCGUCUGCAUCGGGUGCAAAGGCUGAAUUUCCUGAGGCUCUUGUGAGCCCAACGAAGCAAACUCUACAUGAUGAUCGAUAUUCAGGGAAUAGGUGGGUCCAGAUAGAACCCCAAGAGAUGUGAUUUCUAGAACCCCAAUACUGGCAGGUGCUCACCCCUUGCCUUAACCCAACCAGGCCUACAAUCCACUCCACGCUUAAUUGACACUAGCCAUGUUCCUCUUCUGAAGCCAUGCCAGCUUCCAAAAGUGUUGUCAUAUUUCAAACAUACAGAAUAAACAAACGGUAUUUUAAAAACGAAUGGCAAUUCUAUCCACGUUAAAAAAUAAAAUUUAGCCGAAACCUGUUUGGCUCAGUGGAUAGAGCGUCGGUCUACGGA
This is a messenger RNA of Eptesicus fuscus (big brown bat), 1331 nucleotides long. RefSeq names its product sulfotransferase 2A1-like. The transcript has 6 exons. The record is from RefSeq and is a predicted model, not a curated record. Gene Ontology annotation, cellular component: cytoplasm. Bases 54 to 944 code for a protein of 296 amino acids. Gene Ontology annotation, molecular function: sulfotransferase activity. Gene Ontology annotation, biological process: sulfation. NCBI's taxonomy places the organism in Eukaryota, Metazoa, Chordata, Mammalia, Chiroptera, Vespertilionidae.